GCCACUCAGACACAGACGAUCAACAUGGCCAGAAUUCUUUUGACCGGCGGAAGUGGCUUUAUUGCCGCCCAUGUUCUUGAUACCCUCCUUGAGCGUGGCCAUUCGGUCGUGACGACGGUCAGGUCGGAAGAAAAAGCUCAGAGAAUUAGAGAUGCGCAUCCAGGCGUUCCCAAGGCGAAACUUGACUUUGUGAUCGUGCCCGAUAUUGCGAAGCCUGACGCAUUCGACAAGGCCGUUGUUUCAGACCCUCCGUUCGAUACUGUUAUUCAUACCGCUAGCCCAUUCCAUUUCCGGGCUACCGACGCCCAAGAGCAGCUUUUGAAGCCUGCUAUUAACGGAACCGUUGGAAUCCUUCGUGCAAUUAAAAACAGUGCUCCGACCGUCAAGAGAGUGGUAGUCACGUCUUCCUUUGCAGCCAUCCUCGACCAAGCGAAGCCACCAACAUAUGUGUAUUCAGAGGCUGACUUCAAUCCGACUACGGAGGAAGACGCUACAAAAAAUCCCUUCUUGGGUUACCGCGCGAGCAAAGCCCUUGCCGAGAAAGCGGCCUGGGACUUUAUAGAAAAGGAGAAGCCGAAUUUCACUCUUGCAACAUGCAACCCGCCGCUUGUCAUAGGACCCUUGGUCCACUAUCUUAGCUCUCUCGACGCCAUCAACACCUCCUGCGAACGAUUCCGCGACCUUAUAACCGGCGCAGCCAAGGAGCACUGUCCGCCGACUGUCAGUCCUCUCUGGGUCGACGUACGGGACAUUGCGCUUGCCCACGCCCUGGCAGCCGAGAAGCCAGAGGCUGCCAAUCAACGAUUCUUCACCGUUGCGGGGGAACUCAGCAACAGGGAGAUUGCGGAGAUUAUAUGGAAUGAGUUCCCGGAGCUGCGAGAUAGGUUACCGCAGGGCGAUGCGUUGAAGUCGGGUGAGAAUCCGCCAGAGGGGGUGUUCGGGUUCGACAACCGCAAAUCGAAAGAGGUUUUGGGAUUAACGUAUCGGCCUUUGAAGGAGGCUGUUGUUGACGCGGUUAAAAGUAUUCUACCGUUGGUGAAGUAAUUUAAUGGCGGGCUUUUUUCGGAUAGAGAGUCUCCUUUGGCCUCAAUUUGGAGUGGGCAUAGAGUCUGUAUUGCAUUUCUUGACCUUCAAUGACAUAUAGCUACCCGG
Molecule: messenger RNA, 1152 nt
Organism: Coccidioides posadasii C735 delta SOWgp
Lineage: Eukaryota; Fungi; Ascomycota; Eurotiomycetes; Onygenales; Onygenaceae
Gene: GRE2
Product: methylglyoxal reductase (NADPH-dependent) gre2
Molecular function (GO): oxidoreductase activity, acting on the CH-OH group of donors, NAD or NADP as acceptor
Source: RefSeq, a predicted model, not a curated record